Messenger RNA from Haemonchus placei, 2598 nucleotides. The record is from the annotation of a GenBank genome assembly. Lineage: Eukaryota; Metazoa; Nematoda; Chromadorea; Rhabditida; Trichostrongylidae.
UUUCUGGUGGCGGCUACAUCGUGUGAUGAUGUGCUACGUCCGGCCGCAAUUAUACCCUGGUCACAAUACCAGCGUCGAUUAAAGCAAACAGAAGAGAAUCCAGGACCGUAUUUCCCGGAGGUACAAGAAAAGCGACCAACAGUUCAACAAACCCAAAGCAAUAACAGAUGGCAGCCUAUGGACAGAAGCAGUUUCCGGCACAGAAAACUGGGGGAAGUGAAGGCAAACACUCGACAAAAACCUGUGAUUCGGGCACAGCUACGGCAUCGCUUUCCAACGGACAGCAACCCAUCGCAACAGAACCGCUUGAGAUAUCAGCAAUUCCUACGGAGGAAAGAGAUGUCAUCAUCAAAGCCCUAUCAACUACAACAUCUGUCCAGUAAUGUCGAACCAGCAAAACAGCCAAGCCAGCCAUUUUCCGCAGUCUCGAUUCCGAACGGAGUCCCCGUACAUGCCGGAACAUGGGAAGAUGGUCGGCCUCACUACGAAGUUCCCAAGCGCCCGCAGCAACUAGCUGCUGCUACCUUGGGUGCGGUGAAUCCACCAUUGGCACCACUGCCUCAGAACAAUAUUGGAGUUCAGUCACUUGGCACAGGAACGGCAACCGAAGACAAUCUUGUGAAUGCAAUUUUCGCCCAAAGCAAAGCCGGGGCACUGAACCCAAGUCACUCAACUGGUCAAGUUGCACAGGCAGCGGCUUCCGCGGCUACUCAGACGGCCUCGGCAGCUCCGAACCCUUUAGAGGCCCUACUGUCCAACAGCGCAUCACUGGACCAGUUCACGAAAAUUGCAGAGAACAUCCUGAAUUUCGGUGGUAAAGAGGGAUCGAAAGGUCUGCUGGAAACCAUGACAAAUGCUCUGCGUGGUGCUCGCCUUCCACUGCCCAGUGCUUCAUUCUCAGAAGACGGGAAACCAAAACCACAACCAACCAUCAUGGAGACGUUAAUCAACCAAGCGGCAUCUGCCCUGAACCAAUCAAUCAAAGAGAAGGACGAUAAAGAAAAGGAAUUUCGCAUGACGAAGGAUAAAGAGGACUCCCUGAAGUUACUUGAAAACUUACCGGAAGAAGAGCGUAAGCUGCUGCACACAGCCAUCACGUCAGGAGAUUUGGAUGCAGAAUCACUGGGCACCGCAAUAAAAUCUUUGGUGAAGGACGACACGAAAGAAGAUUCAAAGAAAGAGAAGGAAAGCCGGCUACUCGAAUGGAUUCGCGAGAAUCGACCAACAAGCAAACUCCCUGAAAUUACGGUAUCUGCCGACAAACUACCGUACUACGGAAAGUACUGUGGAAGUUUCGCCGAACAGAUUGGUGUCACAAAGAAAUUCAAACCGUCUGGUGCAGUAUGGAUUGCAGAUAACAAACGAUUCAUCAUUUCGAAGUUCUUCUUUCAGCCUGGCUCCCUUCUGUCGGAGAAUGUCACAUUCUGGUUGGGACCACUGAAUAAGACAGAGAAUGUGCUGGCCGAUAUGUUCCCUUCGAACAAUGGUUUCUACGUUCGCCCCGAGCCCAUUGACAUCGCCGCUUUUGCCAUAGAUCAAUUACCACCAAUGGAGGCGAAGGCGAGGAAUGGAUUGGCUAUUUCGAAUUUGUUACUGAAUGGAUUGAAUCCUAUCGAACCAGUCUCGGAAAAAUCAAAGAAGCCUGACGGUCUUUUACGAGCUCGGAGAGAUGCCUUUGAGAAUCCAGAAGCGGAAGAGACUUCAACGAUCGAUGACCGUCAAAAUCAGGUGGACCUGUUGGUGAAGGAUGGCGUCGUUUACCGGAACACCAAUUUGUCGAGGGACGAGUCACAAAGUGUGCUUCACGACGAUUUGAUUUCCGAGAGUUCUACUGAAACACCAUUCAAUACAAUUGGCCCAGCUGGCUUCACAAUACUACAACCAGAGGACGAGAAGAUAAACUAUAGCUACGCUCAACCACUUGAAUGGUACGCAGGCUUCCAACCGAUUCUGCUGACGCUUCCUGAAGGAAUUGUCGCUCAGUCCGUUCACUGGAUCUCAUUACGGGACCAUAAACGCCGUGAGACGGUAGCAUCAGUGUUGUUGCCAAACGGUCCAGCUUUCCAAAUACCCGACGUCGUCCAACUUCGUGGACUGUCUCCCAAUGGUCUAUUCAACAUCAGUUCGGGACCAAUUCGAGUAAUCGAUGUCAAAACGAUCGAGAUUAGUGACUUUGUACUGAGAACGGACUCGAAAGCCGUUUGGUUCAUGAUUGGAAAGGACAUCCUGCCAAAUACCAAUGGGAACAUCGUGCCACUCUAUGACCCUGAACUGAAACUAUUUGAUUGUGAAUCACUACGAGACUAUAAUGGAGAGACGGUACACCUACGGCUUCCUGGCAAUCUCGACAUAAAGGAUGUGUUUUGGUUUUCUGUGUUUUCUAUUCCUGAUGCCGUUUCAUUCUCUCAUAUUUAUUUGCCGUUCAAUGAUAUGCAACUUCCACCGAAUUUGAAUGGCAUACCGUUCGUUGCAAUAUUGAUUCUUUUGUGCUUCCGCCACGAAAUUUCCGAGUUAAAUGUCACCCAGGAUACAACUAUCGUCAACUGCACCGUUGCUAUCAGUUGCCCUUUGUAUCAAACAAUCCUGACAUCAUGCUAA